GCUGUUCGCGAAAUACAGGUUUAAUUUAAAAAUAAUUAGUUUUCUUAAUAAAAGAAAAUUUUGUUUGUUAAUCUGCAAUUAACAUACCAGGAUACUUAUACUUAAACUGCAACAAAUAAAAGGAAACCCCCAAGCAGUAUUAAUUUAUAUUGCACACAUGACAACAUCGAUGCAACUAUAUCGCUACAGUUUUACCGCAGGUGCCUUUGCUGCUGGCGGUAGUUUUUUUGGACGCGCGCCAAGCCAAUUGUCGGAGCUGCCGGCAUUGACAAGUGCAUUUGCGCCAACAGCCGCGGCAACAUACUAUUUAGAAUUACUUUUUUUGCGUGCUGUGCCCAUUAUCUUGAUGGUGAUUUGUAAUGUACUAAAUUGGCGCUAUUUUCUUAAAGCUUUGCAGUGUACUGAGCACACAUUGACUGCAACGGUCCUUACCGCUGCCACUAAUUAUAUGUUAUCGUUUAUAUUAGGUGCACUUGUUUAUCGAGAAGAGAUUACUCUAAUGUCAACGGUUGGUGCUAUAUUUAUUAUAACCGGUCUUUGGUUUCUAUGUAAAGCACAAGAGGAGCAAAAACUAAGUGCAAAACAUAAAAAGUUACAUUAGAAAAUAAAAAAUAGAGUAAAUUAAUGAAAUAAAAA
Molecule: messenger RNA, 636 nt
Organism: Bactrocera neohumeralis
Lineage: Eukaryota; Metazoa; Arthropoda; Insecta; Diptera; Tephritidae
Exons: 3
Coding region: 158-601 (147 amino acids)
Source: RefSeq, a predicted model, not a curated record